This is a messenger RNA of Saccostrea cuccullata (small rock oyster), 1624 nucleotides long. RefSeq lists its product as uncharacterized. The coding region runs from base 137 to 1624 and encodes 495 amino acids. The record is from RefSeq and is a predicted model, not a curated record. NCBI's taxonomy places the organism in Eukaryota, Metazoa, Mollusca, Bivalvia, Ostreida, Ostreidae. The transcript is spliced from 7 exons.
AUUAACACACCUAAACGUUGUUGGGGAGCUAAGAAAAGGAUUAGGUGGAUUUCUGUACGUGAAAUGUUUGAAUGUAGACUGUGGAGGGGUGAACUUGGUUCCAUACGGAAAAACCCACAGACUUAAGAAAACAGGGAUGCCCUGUUUUGCCAUCAAUACUAAGCUGGGCACAGGUAUGAUAGAUUCUAUUGGUGGACCUGUUCGUGUAAACAAUUUUUUGUCUACAUUAAACUUGAAGCCUGUAAAUUCCAAAAGUCUAAAAAACAUGGAGAGAAGAGCUGGGGUAUUUGUAGAAGCUGUUGCCAAUACGUCCACCCGGAAAGCUGCUACUGAUGCGUUUAAUACGGAAAUGGAAGAAAUUGGAGAAGCUGAAAGUGCAGAAGCAUUGAAGUCUAUGGGACAGAUGAUUGAUGAUUUAGGAGUAUGUCCUCUCCCUGACUCACUCGUAGCUUCUGGAAAGCUGUUGAAUGUCAUUCCUUCAAGUUCUUUGGAUUUGGACAUCUCCUUUGAAUCUGAUGACACAAUAGAUGAUCAACAGCAGAAUAAUGCAAGUACUCCAAGACAGACUUUAUCAACUCCAAUUUCUGACGAUAGUCCCAAAACUCCUUGUAAUCCUACACACCUAGAGAAGCGUGUUUUACAAACUCCCAGAGCUCCCUCAAGAUCUGAAAAAUUUAAGAAGAAAGUUGAUAAAGUUAAAGGCAAGAAAGUUGUGAAGCUCAGUUAUCCUUGUAAGACACGGCGAGGAAUGUCAGCGGCUGCUGACACGGCAUGGCACAAAAGGGGAUUUGACAGUCUAACUUCACACACUUUCUUCAUGAGUAAGGCUAAAUAUGGAAGAAAGGUGAUCAAGUCUGUAGUGCGGCACAGAACUUGUGGUACUUGCAACUGGUGGAGGAGAAAUAGACCCAGAAUGCCGGUUCGAAAACACAGAUGUGUUUGUAAUCAUAUUGGGAGCGCAAAACUAAUGGAGUGCAAAAGUGGUGUGCAAGGAGUCAAGGAACUCUCAGAUGAAGGGACGCCCAUAGAGAUCAUUGAAGGAGAUGGAGAUACCACCAUGCUCUCUCAUAUUAAGUCAGACUUAAAUAUGACAUUGAAAAAGCGGUAUGAUAGAAAUCACAUCGUCAAAAACAUUGGAAAGAAUUUGUACUCUUUGAAAAAAAUUAGCAAGAGUGUUAUUCAACACAUACAGAAAUGUAUUAAGUAUGCAUUUGCGAAGAACCAAGGUGACAAAACAGGUAUGGAAGAAAACUUGAGAGCUAUCAUUCCACACCAAUUUGGGGAUCAUUCUUCUUGUCAUUCAAGAUUCUGUGGAUUCAAAUGGAAACCAGAGGAAAAGUAUGUUCACAGAAGCCUACCAUAUAAAGCUUCACUCAAAGAUGACAGUCUUCGAUCUCAGCUUGAAAAAAUCUUUGAGCCAAUUGUGAACAAUGCCGAACAAUUAGCAGAUUUAGGUAGUAGCCAACAAUGUGAACAUGCUAACCGUGAGGUUACACUACGGGCUCCCAAAUCAUUACAUUAUGGAAACUCUGAAUCAUUGGAUUUUCGAGUAGCAGCAACAGCAGCUUUCAUUAAUGAGGGAAGGAACUCAAGGAAGUACAUCACACAGACAUAUGUGUUAUAA